AUGCAAAACGGAGCUGUCGGAUCCUCCGCCAUCCUGUUCGCACGGUCAACCAUCGGCGCACUGGCGGGGUCGGUGAUGCAGAGUGGGCUACCAGAGCUCCAGUACUCGACGGAUCUGACUAGGGGAAUCGUUCCGAAGAACAUCCAUUCGCACAACGACUACUGGCGACAAGUGCCGCUCUUAGACGCCCUGAGUUUCGGCUGCAAGAGUGUCGAGGCGGAUUUGCACCUCGUGAACGGCGAGAUCCUUGUCGGACACAAGAGCGUCUCGCUUUCCUCGCCUCGAACGCUUAACAGCCUUUACCUAGACCCGCUGCUCGAGAUCCUCCAGAUGCAGAACCCGUCGUCCGACUUUCCGGCAAACUCCACGGCCGCGACUGUCAACGGCGUCUUCGACUACGAUCCCGAGCAGUCCUUGCAGCUCCUACUCGACUACAAAACCGACGGUCCUACCCUUCACCCCGCCGUCAUCUCCGCCCUCGACCGCUUCCGCUCGCUCGACCUCCUCACCACGUGGAACAGCGCCACUUCCUCCCUCUCGACCCGCCCCCUCACCGUCGUCUGCACCGGCAACUGUCCCCUCUCGCUCGUCAACGCACAGCAACCCCUCCGCGACAUCUUCUUCGACGCUCCCUUGAACGACAUCGGCAACUCGAGCUACACGUACGCCAACAGUAUGAUGGCGAGCACGAGUUUGAAGCGGUUCACGGGCUGGAUGAACAUGCUCGAUAUAGAUGAUGCGCUGUUUGCGAAGAUCCAGGGGAUGGUGCAGGCCGCGCAUGCGAAGGGGAUCAGGACGCGUUUCUGGGAGACUCCCAACUGGCCGACCUUUGUCCGCGACAACACCUGGCGGACGCUCCUGCGUGCUGGCGUCGACUGGCUCAACGCCGAUGACCUCUUGGCGGCAUCGCAGAUCUAG
Molecule: messenger RNA, 918 nt
Organism: Rhodotorula toruloides NP11
Lineage: Eukaryota; Fungi; Basidiomycota; Microbotryomycetes; Sporidiobolales; Sporidiobolaceae
Product: PLC-like phosphodiesterase, TIM beta/alpha-barrel domain containing protein
Exons: 7
Coding region: 1-918 (305 amino acids)
Biological process (GO): lipid metabolic process
Molecular function (GO): phosphoric diester hydrolase activity
Source: RefSeq, a predicted model, not a curated record